Molecule: messenger RNA, 345 nt
Organism: Auanema sp. JU1783
Lineage: Eukaryota; Metazoa; Nematoda; Chromadorea; Rhabditida; Rhabditidae
Source: the annotation of a GenBank genome assembly
AUGUCUCCUAAACUCCGUGAUAUUCUCUGUUACUCCAUCUUAUUGGGCAGUGCCCUUGUCAGCUCGCUAGAGGCGGAUUCAUUGGAUGCUAAGCAGGUGCACGAUAUGGUUGAAGAUCCCUUGACGACUAAAAAAGAAAAAAUUGCUUUUGCAAAAGAGAUGGUCCAACCCCUACCAAUGGAACAACAAGAGGGAGCCGUUCAGAAUAUGAAACGGAUGAAACGACAAAUAUAUGAGGAUAAAUCUGGUCCAGAGCUUGGCUCUGGACACGCAGACGAAAACAAAAUGAGGACUCGCGGCGCUGAUAAUUCAUACGACGACUCAGACACAGCCGAAAAAUUGUAG